Messenger RNA from Cuculus canorus (common cuckoo), 5562 nucleotides. RefSeq names its product calcium dependent secretion activator (gene CADPS). NCBI's taxonomy places the organism in Eukaryota, Metazoa, Chordata, Aves, Cuculiformes, Cuculidae. Gene Ontology annotation, cellular component: glutamatergic synapse. Gene Ontology annotation, biological process: positive regulation of exocytosis; synaptic vesicle exocytosis; dense core granule exocytosis. The transcript is spliced from 33 exons. Bases 98 to 4423 code for a protein of 1441 amino acids. The record is from RefSeq and is a predicted model, not a curated record.
CCGGAGCCGGAGCGGGCAGAGCCGCGCCGAGCGCUCGCCGAGCCAGCGCAGCGCCCCGACCCGCCCGGCCCCGGCCGAGCCCAGCCCCGCCGCCGCGAUGCUGGACCCGUCGUCUAGCGAGGAGGAGUCGGAGGAGCUGGUGGAGGAGGAGAGCGGGAAGGAGCCGCUGGCGCCCGCCGCCGCCCGGCUCUCGCCCAGCCGCCCCGGCGAGGGCCCCGGCGGCGGUGCCGGGGGCGGCGGAGGCAGCGCGGGGCUGCAGCCCGGGGGGCGAGGCGGCGGCGCGGCUCGACCUGCCAGCCCCAGCCCCUCGGUGGCCAGCGAGAAGGAGAAGGACGAGCUGGAGCGGCUGCAGCGGGAGGAGGAGGAGAGGAAGAGGAAGCUGCAGCUCUACGUCUUCGUCAUGCGCUGCAUCGCCUACCCCUUCAACGCCAAGCAGCCCACCGACAUGGCCCGCCGGCAGCAGAAGAUAAGUAAGCAGCAGCUCCAGACAAUCAAAGAUCGUUUCCAGGCCUUUCUCAAUGGAGAAACCCAGAUUGUGGCAGAUGAAGCAUUUAUAAAUGCUGUCCAGAGCUACUACGAGGUAUUCUUGAAAAGCGACCGUGUUGCUAGGAUGGUGCAGAGCGGAGGGUGCUCAGCCAAUGACUCGCGGGAGGUCUUCAAGAAGCACAUUGAGAAGAGAGUGCGCAGCCUGCCAGAAAUUGAUGGCCUUAGCAAGGAGACGGUCCUGAGCUCUUGGAUGGCAAAGUUUGAUGCUAUUUACCGUGGGGAAGAGGAUCCCCGCAAGCAGCAGGCCAGGAUGACGGCGAGCGCUGCCUCGGAGCUUAUCCUCAGCAAGGAGCAGCUCUACGAGAUGUUCCAGAACAUUUUGGGGAUCAAGAAAUUUGAGCAUCAGCUUCUGUACAACGCGUGUCAGCUGGACAACCCAGAUGAGCAAGCGGCACAGAUCAGACGUGAGUUAGAUGGACGUCUUCAAAUGGCAGAGCAAAUUGCCAAGGAGCGCAAGUUUCCGAAGUUUGUGUCCAAAGAAAUGGAGAACAUGUACAUCGAGGAGCUGAAGUCGUCUGUCAAUCUUCUGAUGGCAAACUUAGAGAGCAUGCCCGUGUCUAAAGGGGGCUCUGAGUUCAAGCUGCAGAAGCUGAAACGCAGUCACAACACCUCCAUAAUUGACAUGGGAGAAGAAAAUGAGAACCAGCUUUCCAAGUCAGACGUCGUGUUGUCAUUCUCCCUAGAGGUUGUCAUCAUGGAGGUGCAGGGUCUGAAGUCACUGGCGCCCAACCGCAUCGUGUACUGCACUAUGGAAGUUGAAGGUGGCGAGAAACUGCAGACUGACCAGGCUGAAGCCUCAAAGCCAACCUGGGGCACCCAAGGAGACUUCACGACAACACACGCACUUCCUGCAGUGAAGGUGAAGCUGUUCACAGAGAGCACAGGCGUGCUGGCUCUGGAGGACAAAGAGCUUGGGAGGGUUGUUCUUCACCCUACUCCAAACAGCCCAAAGCAAUCAGAGUGGCAUAAAAUGACUGUUUCCAAAAACUGCCCUGAUCAAGACCUGAAGAUCAAGCUUGCUGUGCGAAUGGAUAAGCCUCAAAACAUGAAGCACUCUGGGUAUUUAUGGGCCAUUGGUAAAAACGUUUGGAAGAGAUGGAAGAAACGAUUCUUUGUCCUGGUCCAGGUUAGUCAGUAUACGUUUGCUAUGUGCAGCUACCGGGAGAAAAAAGCUGAACCUCAAGAGCUGCUGCAGCUUGACGGAUACACUGUGGACUACACGGACCCGCAGCCAGGUUUGGAGGGUGGCAGAGCAUUCUUCAACGCUGUGAAGGAAGGAGACACAGUGAUUUUUGCAAGUGACGAUGAGCAGGACCGUAUCCUGUGGGUACAAGCCAUGUACCGCGCCACCGGCCAGUCUCACAAACCUGUGCCACCUACUCAAGUGCAAAAGCUAAAUGCUAAAGGAGGAAAUGUACCCCAGCUAGAUGCCCCGAUCUCCCAAUUUUAUGCAGAUAGAGCUCAAAAGCAUGGCAUGGAUGAAUUUAUCUCUUCCAAUCCCUGUAACUUUGACCACGCUUCACUCUUUGAGAUGGUUCAGCGCCUCACUUUGGACCACAGACUUAAUGAUUCCUAUUCUUGUCUGGGCUGGUUUAGUCCUGGCCAGGUCUUUGUGCUAGAUGAGUAUUGUGCACGUAAUGGAGUGAGAGGCUGUCACAGACAUCUCUGCUACCUCAGAGAUUUGCUAGAGCGCGCAGAAAACGGAGCUAUGAUUGACCCCACCUUACUUCACUACAGCUUUGCCUUUUGUGCAUCACAUGUUCAUGGCAACAGCCAACUCAUGGCACAAUUACUUGGUGGGUCACAACAAAGUGCAGAAGGCGAGGGGGGCAAAGCGGCUCAUGCCCCUGCCGCUGAAGCGGAGACAAAAAGGGAUUCCAAAAAGGAGUCCAAAAAAAGGAAAGAUUCCAAAUCCCAGCCGAAUCCAGAGCCGAAAAGGCCUGACGGGAUAGGAACCGUGACCGUAGACGAGAAAGAACGUUUCGAAGAGAUCAAGGAGCGGCUUCGUUUGCUUCUGGAGAAUCAGAUCACGCAUUUUAGGUACUGCUUUCCGUUUGGCCGUCCAGAAGGUGCACUAAAAGCUACUCUGUCACUACUGGAAAGGGUUCUGAUGAAAGACAUAGUUACUCCGGUCCCUCAAGAGGAGGUAAAAACAGUCAUCCGUAAAUGCUUGGAGCAAGCAGCUCUAGUCAAUUAUACUCGACUAUCAGAGUAUGCCAAAAUUGAAGGGAAAAAGAGAGAAAUGUAUGAGCAUCCUGUCUUCUGCUUGGCCUCUCAAGUGAUGGAUUUAACCAUUCAGAAUCAAAAGGACGCAGCCCGUCCGUCCAAGCCUAAGCCACCGGCUGGGCCACCAUCAUCUCCUCAAACGCAGACUAACAUGAUAAAUCAUAUGCUCAAAGGCAUGGCCAAACAGCCGCCAAAAAAUGUAGGCCGGUUAGUCACACCAGCUAAAAAGUUAGAAGAUACAAUACGUCUGGCAGAGUUGGUAAUUGAAGUCCUCCAGCAGAACGAAGAACACCACGCGGAGGCCUUCGCUUGGUGGUCAGACUUAAUGGUUGAGCAUGCGGAGACCUUCCUGUCACUGUUUGCAGUGGAUAUGGAUGCUGCGUUAGAGGUGCAACCCCCAGACACCUGGGACAGCUUUCCGCUCUUUCAACUUCUAAACGAUUUCCUCCGUAGUGACUAUAAUUUGUGCAAUGGAAAAUUCCACAAACACCUCCAAGACCUGUUUGCUCCACUUGUUGUUAGAUAUGUCGAUCUGAUGGAGUCCUCAAUUGCACAGUCAAUUCACAGGGGCUUUGAGCGGGAGUCAUGGGAGCCAGUAAAGAGUUUAACAAGUAAUCUGCCCAAUGUGAAUCUACCAAAUGUGAAUCUCCCUAAAGUACCAAAUCUACCAGUUAACAUCCCACUAGGCAUCCCACAAAUGCCUAGCUUUUCUGCACCGUCAUGGAUGGCUGCUAUUUAUGAUUCUGACAAUGGAUCAGGCACCUCAGAAGAUCUGUUCUGGAAACUUGAUGCCCUACAGACCUUCAUUCGGGAUUUGCAUUGGCCUGAGGAGGAGUUUGGAAAGCACUUAGAGCAACGCUUGAAGCUUAUGGCGAGUGAUAUGAUUGAGUCCUGUGUGAAGAGAACCAGGAUUGCAUUUGAAGUAAAGCUGCAAAAAACCAGCCGAUCAACAGAUUUCCGAGUCCCUCAAUCAAUAUGCACCAUGUUUAAUGUCAUGGUGGAUGCCAAAGCUCAGUCAACAAAGCUUUGCAGUAUGGAAAUGGGCCAAGAGUUUGCUAAAGAGUGGCACCAGUACCAUUCAAAAAUAGAUGAACUAAUUGAGGAAACCGUCAAAGAAAUGAUAACACUCCUAGUGGCAAAGUUUGUCACCAUUCUGGAAGGAGUCUUGGCCAAACUGUCUAGAUACGAUGAAGGAACUUUGUUUUCUUCUUUCCUGUCAUUUACUGUGAAGGCUGCUUCCAAAUACGUGGAUGUACCCAAGCCGGGGAUGGAUGUUGCUGAUGCCUAUGUGACAUUUGUCCGCCACUCUCAGGAUGUCCUGCGUGAUAAGGUCAAUGAGGAGAUGUAUAUAGAAAGGUUAUUUGAUCAAUGGUACACCAGCUCGAUGAAUGUUGUCUGCACCUGGCUGACAGACCGCAUGGACCUGCAGCUUCACAUUUACCAGCUGAAAACCCUCAUUAGGAUAGUAAAGAAAACGUACCGGGAUUUCCGAUUGCAAGGCGUGCUGGACUCCACCUUAAACAGCAAAACCUACGAGACCAUCCGGAACCGGCUGACGGUAGAGGAGGCGACAGCGUCGGUCAGCGAGGGCGGAGGGCUCCAGGGGAUCACCAUGAAGGACAGCGAUGAGGAAGACGAAGAGGAUGACUAGGGAAGCUGGGGGUGGCCUGGUGUCCGUGCAUGUACUUCGUCUGUAACUCAGUUAGCCACAUUAGGAAUUUUUAUGUCAGCUCUAAAUGCCCAUGAGAAGUUUACCAAUACAAAUGCCAUGUUAGCUGUGUGGUAAUAAGAUUAGCACCUCUCUUUGAUUCAUCGGUUUCCUAAUUUCAUAUCUAUAUGUUCAUAAGCAAUAUGGAGCACCAUUGUUUACUACUGUUAAUGGAAAAACUACAUAGAAAACAUGCUAGGUGUGUCCCUGUUAAAGUUUAAACAAUGCUUCAUUAAUGUACUGUAUAUACAUUGAUGGUAAAUUGUUGUGAAGAUGAGUGAAUCGAGUCCUUUCAUUUCUUUGUUUCUCUUCUGUGGAUGCCAACUGCUUAAAAUUAAUAAAAAAACACAGCUUUGUUUUUAAAAGAAGAAUGAGGCAAUUACAAAUGAUUUUUUUUUGUUCUCUCUGUUCAUUUAAAAACCAGAAAACAAACAAACCCAGACAGCUGUUUGAAUCAUUCUGCAUCCUUGUUAGCGUACCAGGCUCUUCCCUUCAAUAUGCAGUUAACUCCAUAGAGGCUACAUCCCAAAGGAUUAGUCAUUCUAAUUGCCACACCAGAUUAAUCCUAUCAUUAUGGAUAUAUCAUGCCACAUUACCAGUCCAAAGCAGUUGUUUUAUGUUGACGUUUGCUCCUCUAAAUGUUACAUUUUUGUUUAAAUCUCAAAUAACCGUGUAUGUACAAAGACAACUUUAAUUACAAUCUUAGACUAUACAAAUGUGUUUAUAAUAAUAUAUUGAAUAUUUAUUUCAGUAGAUUGUAACCAUAAUUUACAACUCCUCUGUUUCACAAUGGGUUUUAUAUAUGUCAUGUACAUUGCAUUUUGACCAGUAACUGCAUGUCCAUCAGCCCCCCCUCCAGAGCUUUUACUUUCUGUGUAAAAUAGUGAUCCAUCUUGCUUUUUUUGCCUUAUACAAGCCGACAGUUGUAAAAGUGUGAGAACUGUGGCUUCUCAAUAAAUAACUAUUCAGAUGUCCUAAGAAUAAAUUAUGGAGUCUUUUUAUGUCUGCCUUAGGAAAAAAAAAAAAAUUACCAGCUGAGAUGUAAGAGCCCCCACCUCUCAGAAUAAAGGCAUUUUCUUUUC